AUCAGUGGGUGUUUCUGCAGAGUCUGUGACACUGACAGUAACCUGCUCUAACUGUGAUGGACUGGGCAGUGUCAGCUACACGUGGGCCAUACACAAAGAUCAAGUGGGGGCGCUGCCUCCUCAGCUUUGGGAGGGUCAUGCUGUGUUGAACAGUGACAAGUUAACACUGACUUUACCUGGAUACUUCUUCAACCCAUUUGAGGUCUACAACAUCAGUGUCACAGCCAUAACCAACGCUUCAGCUGUGGGUUCUGCUUUCCACGUGAUACCAGCCAGAGAGGACAAGAUGUACAUAACGUCCAACAGCAACAGCAGCUCCGUCCCUGUAGACAGCUACAUAACAUUCCUGCUGCUGGUCAGUGAUUCCAUCUCCUCCACAUCAGUGGACAUCGGUGGACAAGACUCCUGCAUCCCCGUCCUUCAGACUCUCACACCAUCAGCCAGAAGUAGCUUCCCUCUCUCCACCUUUCUACUGUCUCCAUCCACAGAGGGACUGAAAUAUGCCUUGUUUGGGAGGCACUUGGGAAGUCAUGGCAACUUGAUCAUCAAUGCAUCAACAGCUAGCCCCACACCCAGUCAGUCUUUAACAUCACUGGAUGUAGUGUAUGAGAAGAUGGAGGUUGGCCAGUGUACUAAUGACACCAUUGUGAAUGGAACAUCCAGGAGUAUUCAAGGUGCUCCUGUGUACUUUAGAAGCCGUGAUUUGUACUUGAGUCUGACCAGUACAGUUUCCUGUGUGUUAACCUCCCAGAACUACAACUGGACAGUGAUGUCUUACAAAGAGGAAGAUACCAGUAUGUGUUAUAGAGAGGAAGAUUUUGAAGAUGUCACCUUGGUUGUUGGCAGUUUGACCAGUGAGGUUCUUCACAUCUCUGCAGGGUCUUUACCUCAGGGUUACUACAGAAUAGGUGUGACCUUUGAAAAUCAUGACUCCCAUUCUUCUGUUGGCACCAGAACUCUUUAUGGUUUUCUCCAGGUUGUGAAUGAGCCCCUGAUUGUGGUGAUGUCCCCCAGCGUCACACAUCUGGUCCAUGACAGAAAUCUCCCUCUUGUCCUCAAUGCCAGUGCCAGCUACAACCCCAAUGUUGGCCUUCACACUACAAUCAGGUUUUCAUGGCAUUGCCAAAUGGAUGGUCAGCCCUGUGACUGUGUGCCUGGGAUGUGGCCUGGUGUUGGAAAUGACACUGAAAUAAUUCCUCACACUGACCCAGUACUGAGGAUUGAAGGCCGACAUUUGACUGUAGGUCAGAACUACUCCUUCACUGUGACCCUAGACUCAGACAAUGUGACUGGCAGCAACCACACUGUCUUGGUGAUGGCCACUGGUGAUGUCAGUCUUCAUUUUAACAUCAGAUGCAUCAUCAUCCUUUGUACAUAUGUUUCUACUCCGUCAGUAGCCAUUUUACCUGUUUCAGAUGCAUAA
Messenger RNA from Haliotis rubra (blacklip abalone), 1423 nucleotides. RefSeq lists its product as uncharacterized. Bases 287 to 1423 code for a protein of 378 amino acids. NCBI's taxonomy places the organism in Eukaryota, Metazoa, Mollusca, Gastropoda, Lepetellida, Haliotidae. The record is from RefSeq and is a predicted model, not a curated record. The transcript is spliced from 7 exons.